Molecule: messenger RNA, 1299 nt
Organism: Apodemus sylvaticus (European woodmouse)
Lineage: Eukaryota; Metazoa; Chordata; Mammalia; Rodentia; Muridae
Gene: Tnfaip8
Product: TNF alpha induced protein 8
Exons: 2
Coding region: 327-905 (192 amino acids)
Biological process (GO): regulation of apoptotic process
Cellular component (GO): cytoplasm
Molecular function (GO): cysteine-type endopeptidase inhibitor activity involved in apoptotic process
Source: RefSeq, a predicted model, not a curated record
UGUGUUUCUGUGUAGCGUAGCUCACAGGUAGGGAGCUCCAGCAGCCUCAAUCCAUCCUCGGUGUGAAUGUGCGGACCUCUGUGACAGCACAAUUAAAAGGUGCCUAACACAUUCCUCUACAAACUGCAAACUGCAGCGCCCCAAAUAACAAGCAGGACAGCUUCUAAAGUGACCACUGUUGACCAGUGCAUGUGGUAAGCUUGCGGUGGAUUUCCUGGAAGCAUGGUGUGAGUUGACUUGAAAGAUGUGACUGUGGAUGUUCCUCAAGCUUGUGUGACUCCAUCACGAAACUUUGACGUUGUCCUCUUCACGAGCACAGGGAGAAAAUGCCGAGACUGGUGGCUACAGAUGUCUUCAAUUCCAAAAAUCUGGCCGUUCAGGCACAAAAGAAGAUCCUGGGUAAAAUGGUAUCCAAAUCCAUCGCCACCACCCUGAUCGAUGACACCAGCAGUGAGGUGCUGGAUGAGCUGUACAGGGUGACCAAGGAGUACACCCAGAACAAGAAGGAGGCAGAGAGGGUUAUCAAGAACCUCAUCAAGACGGUCAUCAAACUGGCCGUUCUCCACAGGAACAAUCAGUUCAAUCAAGACGAGCUGGCACUGAUGGAGAAGUUCAAGAAGAAGGUGCACCAGCUGGCCAUGACGGUUGUCAGUUUCCACCAGGUAGAAUACACCUUCGACCGCAACGUGCUGUCCAGGCUGCUGAACGAGUGUCGGGAGCUCCUGCAUGACAUCAUUCAGCGCCACCUGACCGCCAAGUCUCACGGACGGGUUAAUAAUGUCUUUGACCAUUUUUCAGAUUGUGAUUUUUUGGCUGCCUUGUAUAAUCCCUUUGGAAAGUUUAAACCUCACUUACAGAAACUUUGUGAUGGCAUCAACAAAAUGUUGGAUGAAGAGAACAUAUGAGAUUGUAAAGUAAGAUUGUGACCAGCAGCGAUUUAUGUGACGCAGAGCACUGAUGACUCAUAAAGGGAAGACAGAGACAGAUCACAUGUAUUUCAGAAAGGCUUAGCCCCAUACGACCUGUUGUUGUUGGACAUUAAUAGUAGUAUUUCUGUAUGGCUUGUUGUAUUUGAAAGAAAGAAAAAAAAGCAUAUUGCCAAAAAUUCUGGCUGAAAAUGUCUUAAUGAAUGGUAGGAUAUGGGAAAAAUGAACGGUUGGUCAUUCAGAUGUCGAAGGAUACAAAGACAGAUGAGUGUGGCCCCAAGCGCUGGCACUUCUUGUGUUUUAGGGAAAUCGUGUUGGUGACAUGUUGGAUAUUUCUAAUAUGUAUAAAGCUGUGUAUCUUGACUCACCUUGA